AACUGAGGGCAGGUAACAACAAAAUCGAAAACGGUAAAGUACAAACUUAAUUGUGUUGUCCCCAAGUUGUAAUUUUCUUCCCAGAGUAAUGGAGCUCAAAUUUAAUGGGAUUUUAACAACGGUUUCUAAAAGUUAGGUUAACGGUAAAUACUAUUUUCUCAAUUGGACAGUCAAAUAUGUCAACAGACAAGGUGCACACUGACAACAUUAGUUAAAAAGGAAUUGUCAGUUAACUAAGAAUUAGUAACAUUUAAAUGUUGUCAAAAUUUCCCACAUGUGGGGGUCAGGUCAUUAAUGUAACAUUUGCUUUCUCUCUGUUUCUUAACUUUUCGUGAUGUUCGAAGCCUUCUAGUGCAACUAAUUUUAUGUUAAGACACAGAGUAAAAUCGCAGCAGUCUCGUCAUAUUCCUCAUUUUCAGAACUUGUUCUUUCACUCGACAGGUAAUAGGGGCACUAACAAUUUCCUGUACCAGAAUUUUUCCGAAACUUACCAUCGCUUACCCUUGAGUUGUUAAAGAAAAAAAAGAAAAGAACAGAAAGGAAAACAAAAGAUAAAAGGGUAAUUUGAUCAUAUUGUACCUAUGCAUCACCUGCUCUCAGUUUUAAAUUUUAAGUUUCAUCAAAAAUUUCAUAUAUCUGUCUUCUCUCGUGGGUUUGGUUUCUAAAGAAAAUGUGGUGCUGCGUCGAUGGUGGAGUAAAAAAGAUAAUUUGGUUUUAUCAACUAAGUUGAUAAAGUGAAUUAACCACCGUAAAAAUUUUCUAAGCUGGCGUUUCGAGCGUUAGCCCUUUCGCUCUGACGAGUGACAGCACUUCCUGACCUACGUACGGUUUAAAUCGUGUCUCCCCAUGUUCGCUUUAAAUAAAAAUUUUGAAAAUAAUAUUCUGUGAUCCUGAUCUUUGCAUCUAAAGAAUUUCUACCUUCUUCUUCAGAUGUUACUGCAGAUUGUAAUUUUUGGCUGGUUAUUCUUCAUAGCAAGUGAGUCACCGAACGUAUCAUAACAUCAACCCCAUCAGCGACACCCUCGUGCAUGCUAGUCUAGCUUUGACGGAAAGGUUUCCAGCAGAUUUGUUUUCAGUUUUAGCCCGGAGGCCGUUCAAGUAAUAGAACAAACGGUAGAAUGUGGAGGUUUAUUUAUCGUUUUUACUUGUUUCUUUGUUUGACGCAAGGGAGUCAUCUGACACACUCGUCAGCGGUACCAACUUAAGGUAUAUCUAGCUCAUGCGCAGAGCCAUAUAAUACACGCAAAGCCAGUCAUGACCAGCUGUUGCGUCCUUGUCAGGACUCAUGUUUAUAGCAAAAACGUCAGUAUUUGCCCAUUACUACAGCGACGGUUGCGAAGCUCUCCAAUUGCACCAGUUCCAAACAAUGCAGGUGGUUUCUGUGUGUUGGGUAGCUGUCACUGCCGUCAUAUAGUGCAGGGUGAGUAACUAAUGGGGGCGGGGGAGAGGGAGGGUAAUCCUCGCAUUUUCAUGAUCCAACCUUUAUGAAAUUGUUUAUUCAAGUCAACAACGAGAGAAUAUCACCUGUCAACUGCAUACAAUCUGACUUUGUUAUUCAGGUGGCGAAAAAGCGCGAAUCCGAAGAAUUCAUAACUCGGCGCUCAACAACAUAAUUUCUUAUUUGAUGUAACAUUGUAGGAAUAUUGACAUGAAAUUCAGAUUGGUUCCCUGGGUGUGACCCGUUGAAACCUUACCUCACCCCUUUGAAGAAUCCCUGCCACGCCCCUGCCCUAGCUAUGCCUCUCCAGUGACUGGAAUCAGUUUACAGCACUAACUUAGCUUUGUUCUACGGCUGACAACUAAAAGAGAACAUAACAACAUUUUUGAUCCAUAGGAGCAGAAUUUAAAUGCCACGAGAAAAUAGACAUGGUUAUUCUGCUUGAUAGCUCUGGAAGUGUGUCAGAAGAAGUAUUUGGAAAGACCAAGAAAUUCGCAAGAGAUCUUGUUAAACUGUUUGAUAUUUCAAAAGAAAAGACAAACGUGGCCAUCUUAACGUACAGCCAAUACGUUCGAGUAUUGAGGAGAUUCGACGAUGAAGUUUCAAUAGAAUCCGUCUUGAGAGCUAUAGAUAGAGCCAGAUAUGAAGCGUCGUUCUCUAGACUGGAUUCUGCACUUGAAAAUGUCCGGUAUAAAAUCUUCAAGAAGGAGCAGGGAGCAAGGUCCUCUUCAAAAGGUAUGAGAAGGACGCCUCGGUGUUUAUAAACCUUGUGCUGUGUCAACCAAUUUGCAAACUAUAAUCGGGUGGUGUAUGAUAGAGGUAAAGAUAAGACGCUGGUGAGGGCGCUUGCUUUGCACCGACAUAGUACACGCAUGAUCAAUUUGAUCCAGUCUGAGGUUUAAAAACGAUCUUCCACACCAUUCACCAGUUUAGAUUUCAAAAUCUGGAUCAAUGUCAGUAUCUUAACAACUGUACACCACCCCUAACCCAACAACAAGCAACUCAUAACAAGAUAGGUUUAAUGUGAGGGGAGGGGAGGGGUAGGUGUGCAAUUGCUCACGUACUGACAUUGAUACCAAAAUCUUUUAUCGAAUUGUGGGGAUCACUCAGGACAUUACCACAUCUUAAAAUGGAAAAAUGUCGGUCCUCGUGGUGUCAUGUUAAUAAACUUUAAACCUCACAGGAGUUACGUAACCCAGAACUAUCAAGGAAUCUAUUAAUAUUCGUUUCCGUUCAAAACCGCGUGUGUUGGAAUUUUCUUGUCAGUUACAGUUUAUUCGUUGUGUAUUAAAGGUCUUUUCUUAAAGUGGAGUCGUUUCGCGUUUGAAGAACACAACAGUGGGGCCUGAAAUAAAACAAUCUGAUUGGUUGAUUGUAGAUUAUCACUGACUAUUAUAACUCUUUAAACUCCUCAAUCCUUUGUUGGCUUUACAGGUGUUAAGAAAGUUCUCGUGGAUGUGACAGACGGUUUUAGUUCCCUGGGAGUCGAAUUCACAAAGAAGUUAGCCGGCUCUCUCAAGAGAACUGGCCUCGAGUUAUUCUCGGUAGGAACCUCUGAUCUCCAGUACAAAAGUGAAAUUGAAGUACUAGUUAGUAAGCCGAGCAAAUCUCAUGAACUCUUCAGAGACCUUAGGAAGAGUUAUUUUAAGAAAGAUGAAAUAGAGCAGUUUGCGAGAGACAUUUGUAAAAAGGAAUGA
Molecule: messenger RNA, 3135 nt
Organism: Pocillopora meandrina
Lineage: Eukaryota; Metazoa; Cnidaria; Anthozoa; Scleractinia; Pocilloporidae
Source: the annotation of a GenBank genome assembly